UGCAUGGCGAAGCGGCGAUGCCACGUCGAAAGACGCUCGUUUCCGAGUCGCAGUGUGUUCAUAUCGCAAAUCGCUUAGAUGUCAAGGAACUGCACGUGAGAUGCACGUGAGUGAGACCUAACAUGGACGAAAUGGACUCUUGUGAGACCUACGAAAGCGAGAAUUAUGAGGCAGACUGGUACGAAAAUGAUCUGCAGUUGGCAGCAGAGCUCGGUAAAGCUCUACUUGAACGGAACCGUGAACUGGAGGCGGAAGUCUCGCAGUUACAGCAGACGAACAGUGAACAGUCGCAAGAGAUUCAGUAUCUUAAUAGACAGCUGGAGACAAUACGGACGAUGGACGAAUCACGCAUGCGCAUUUAUGAAGAACUAGAAAGGAACUCAUUGGAAAUAGAGAGAACCAAUCAAAAGCUACAAGAAGAAUCAAAAUCAGACAAACAGAAAAUCAACAGACUAGUGAGCACUGUGGAUCACCUGGAGAGCAAGGUGGAAGACUUGCAGAAGAAGAUAGACGACCUGAAAACGGCAGCGGUAGCCAGGAAGCAGGAAAGACGACGAGCCGUCAGUCUAGCCAGUCUCCUGGACCACGAGGCCAAGACCCAGCUCUAUCAAGACGACCUGACCUGGUCGUACACGGAACAGUUCAAGAAUCUGCCGCUCAAUCCGUACGAACUCGAGAUUCAGAAGCUGCAGGACAAGGUGCACCACCUGAAGAGUCUGCAGUCCAUAGAGAAGAACAAACGUGAGAAGCUGGAGCUGGAGAACAUGAUUCUGAUCCAGGAGAACGAAAUCCUGGAAAACAGGGUCAGCACGCUGGAACUCAACGUGAUGGACCUUCAGCGGAAAGAGAAGCUCGAGCUCCCAUCACCCGUGGCGAAAUCACCAUCGGACUCUGCGUCUAAGUCUAAAGUGGAGGUUUUCUGCAGCAGGUGUGAAACUGUCAUAGCAGACGACGAGUGCCAGACGUUGAUUCUGAAGGAAGUGGAACAUGACGACCCGACGCUCAGCGGCGAAGGAAAAGCCGUAAAGCUCGGGGGAGGUGGGAGUCUGUACGGGAGUACAGAAUCCAUCAACAAAGUGGCCACAGAUGCGCAGGAGAUCUCGGACAAGGGAGGGAUGAACGGCAACAGAAGUAUCUUGGAUGAGCUGGAGGCGCAGUACAAGACUCUGUUCACGAAGUACGAGGCCGUCAUCCAGGGCAGGUUCAAGCGCAUCAGCGGCGACCUGGACGAUACCGUCGAGGAGCGCAUGCGCAAGAGACUCGCAAACAAGGGCGUGCAGACGUUACUUAACCUGACGAAGCAUAACGAGUAUGCGCAGGAGGGUACCCAGCUGGCCCCGUACAAGAUUCUCUUCAAGGAGCUGUUCGCGACACUGCGUCAGACGAGGAUUGAAGAAGGGGCGGAGAAGUCUCCAAGCCCCUCCUCCACUCCCAUUACGUCGGAAAGCAAAGCUGUUGAUGAUUAUGAAAACUGAACUGAACCACAUAUUAAAGAAAAUCGGUCACAGACAUGUGGCGCUAAAUGUAUAGGCUCUGUUAUAUAUUUACCGGCAGGGGUUUACGCAGACGGGCCAAUUAAGGUCAUAGGUCAUUUUCCUUUUAAAUUAGUUUUAGGCGCCUCACUUUGAAAUACUAUCAAUGCCUGAUUAACUGAUAUGCUUUUCUUUCUAGGUUCCCUACCUACGGCUAUUGCUACAAACACCAUUGUAGCUAAACAGCAAAGUCAUUGUUCCUAACAUUAAUAUAUUAUCCGAUCUGUAAAUUAUUCUUUUAGAAUACUAAUCCUUGAGCCCAUGCAGUGAAAGGGAGGUAACAACAAUUAAUACAUUGAUACUUCUAACAAUAUGUUCAGCAGAGCCUAUUAGUUUCGUGUCGAGAAUUGGUGGCCAGUUUUCUUUAACAUUGAGCCUUUUUAAUUUGUCUUUCCAGUUUAUACACCAGAUGGUGCUUUUUUUAUUACUGCAUUUUUUUAAGUUUCAGUUUCGUUUUCUUUUUAAAUGUUUGUUUUCAAAUGUUAUGAACAUUGCAUAACAAUGUGAUACAAGUUGCUGCAGAAUAACAAUCUACUGUUGUGUAAUAUAAAUUUUGGUGAUUAUUGUUAAGCUUCAUUGUGCAAUAUACUAGUCGAAGAAUGAUCUAAGGAGAUUAGUUUCUUGAACUGAUAUGUUUCGAGUAAAUUGUUACACUGUAUGCCAUUUUUCUUUAUUGUGUGACUAUUUAAAACGGAACCCGCUUGAAAGCAAAUGUGUGAGCGUGUUCAGGAGGCCAGACGUUCACGGUCUCUGGUUAGACCGGGUUUUGUACAUAACAACUGAAUUGGUUGGGUAAGCACCGGCCUCGGUGAUGUCGUGGUUAGGCCAUCGGUCUACAGGCUGGUAGGUUCUGGGUUCGGAUCCCAGUCGAGGCAUGAGAUUUUUAAUCCAGAUACCGACUCCAUACCCAGA
Molecule: messenger RNA, 2444 nt
Organism: Gigantopelta aegis
Lineage: Eukaryota; Metazoa; Mollusca; Gastropoda; Neomphalida; Peltospiridae
Product: cerebellar degeneration-related protein 2-like
Exons: 4
Coding region: 123-1475 (450 amino acids)
Source: RefSeq, a predicted model, not a curated record